Diversispora eburnea is the source of this 1104-nucleotide messenger RNA. Lineage: Eukaryota; Fungi; Glomeromycota; Glomeromycetes; Diversisporales; Diversisporaceae. The record is from the annotation of a GenBank genome assembly.
AUGCCUGAAAUAACUGUCACCGUCAAAUGUUCUAAUGAUCAAAAGUAUAGUGUAACAAUAGAUACUUCUAAAACUGUUCUAGAUUUCAAAAAGGCCAUUGCCGAAAAAAGUGAAACGGAAGUAGAAAAGCAGAGGUUAAUAUUCUCUGGAAGAGUUUUAAAAGAUAUUGACACACUUGAAACUUACAAGAUCGCUGAUGGCCAUACUGUUCACAUGGUGAGGGGGCAAGUAAUGAGAGCUCAAACACAACCACGAUCUCCUACGACCGAGAAUACUCAAACAACACAAACAACUACUCCUCCUCAACCUGGAGUAGAUCUUUUUGGAGCAGGAGCAUUCGGAGCAUUCGGAGGCUUAAAUCAAGGUCAAUUUGGCGCCAACCCCUUUGGAGGUUUACAAAAUCCAAACCCGAUGAUGGAACAAAUUCUUCAAAAUCCAGCUGUGAUGCAAUACAUGCAACAAAUGCUUCAAGAUCCAACGUUCGUUGAAAAUAUGAUUUCCUUGAAUCCUCAACUCUCACAAAUAGCACCUCAACUUAGACAAAUGAUGCAAGACCCUUUAUUCCAAUCCUUUAUGUCAAAUCCUGAAACACUUCGAAAUAUGGCUGCUAUGCAUUCAAUGAUGGGAACUCCCGGUAUGUUCCCAGGUACUCAAGGAUUAAAUACUCCGACCACUAAUCCCAACACCAACACCAAUACCAACCCUUCAUCAACCGGUACCACUAAUGAUACUACUAGAUCAACUACAGAUACUUCUAAUAAUAAUACAACUUCUGCACCCAAUACAACCUCAGCAUCUAAUACUACACCUUUGAAUAAUCCAUUAUUUAACUUUCUUGCUGCUGCUGGAGCUGGUACAGGAAAUAAUCAAACGCAACCACCAACUAUGCCACAAUUUGACCCAUCAUUAUUUUGGGGAGCUCUUGGAGGUAUGCCGCAAACACAAACUUCACAGGUACCUCCAGAAGAAAGAUAUCAAGUUCAACUUCAACAGCUGAACGAGAUGGGAUUUUAUGAUCCUCAGAGAAAUAUUCGUGCAUUACAAAUGUGUUCAGGAAAUGUUAAUGCAGCAAUUGAAAGAUUAUUGGAUCCUUCAUUUAAUUAA